Messenger RNA from Podarcis lilfordi (Lilford's wall lizard), 12363 nucleotides. The record is from the annotation of a GenBank genome assembly. NCBI's taxonomy places the organism in Eukaryota, Metazoa, Chordata, Lepidosauria, Squamata, Lacertidae.
GUAGGCACUCCGCCGCCCAUGGGCGACUCGGAGGACGAGUUCCGGGCGUCCCGCCGCGGGCGCCCCAAAUUGGCGGGGGGUCCCCAGGGGGGUCGCCGCCUCCGCCUCCGCCGCCCGCCUCCCCCUGCUCCUGCCCGCGGGGACGAGGCGGAGGCCCCCGGGAAGACCCAGCAUGGCGGAGAAGCCCCUUCAGGGGCGUCCGGACUCCCCCCCGCCUCGCUCAUUGGUAUGACCCGCUUCCUUUGGCCUCGCUCAGGCGGGUCGGACCAAGAAGCGCUGCGGGGGGAGGCGUGUGUCAGCCUGUUUCUGGGCGUUCUGGGGGGUGGGGGGCCUGGGGGGGCACACAGGGGGCAGCUCCUCUCUUCGCAGCAGCAAAUGGAGCCCGCCUGGUUUUCCCCCGGCAGGAGCCCCUCCAGGAGCGGGAGACGCAGCAGCAGAGGAAGGAGGACGCGGCGGAGGAGGAAGAUGCAGCCGCCCCUGGCAGGGGCAGCCGCAGGAGGAGCAGGGAUCCGCGCAGGUGACCCAGGAGCCCCUGGUGCUGCCCGGCGCCUCAGCCAGGAAGGAGGAGGAGGAGGAGGAGGACUGUGCCAGGAGGCCACCCGCUUGCCCGGACGGUCAGUGUCAGGACGGCCCCGUGUCCUGCCAUGGCUCAGUGUUGACGUCUUGGGGGUGGUGGUGUUGGCACUGGGCAGAUCCUUCACCCCCCAGCUCAGAUGCAGCGUUUGCAUCCAAGGAAAACAGGAUCCUGCCCAAACCUGCUUGCUGGAUCGAAGGUCUGGGUUCCAAGGCUGGUCGCUGUCCAAACGUCACAGCUGAGGCUUGGGAAAUGCUUUCCAGGCUCCUCCUGCGCCCCAGAGGCACCGGCACGGUCCCAGGCGCCAGACCACAGCCUGAGGCUGCUCCGAGGGAGCCAGGGGGCCUGACUCUCUUCUUCCCCCCUAGUCCAGUCCUGGGGGUGCCAUGGGGCUGCUCAUCCGGAGCUGCAGCCGGGAAGCCUGGAGGAGGCUGGCUGGGUGUUCUGCCAGAUCUGCCAGAAGGACCUCUCUGCCAUGAACUCCGUCCAGAGGGAGCAGCAUGUCAACAGGUGGGGGCUCCUUGGUUGGGGGAGACGGCUGGAGAGAGGGGACGUUGCUGGGAGACUCAGGCCAGGCCUGGCUCAGCCAGGGGGGCAGCUGGCUAAGCCAAUUGAUUUUAACCAAUUGUUUUUAUACCUGGUGUUAGCCGCCCUGAGCCUGGUCUUGGCUGGGGAGGGUGGGGUAUAAAUAAAAAUUAUUAUUAUUAUUAUAAUAUACAUUACAUAGUUUGUAAUGUUUCCAUGUUUUUUUCCCUUUUUCCCUUUUCUAUUUAAUCUACCGUAAAGAGUUCAAUCAAAUAUGAAUAAAACCUCAAUGAAAAAUAAAAGGCUUCUUUAGCAGCUGAGCUGGGGUGGGGCGGGGGUCCUCCUCUCCCCUGAGGGCUUCCUGCCUGAAGAGACUCUAUUUUUCCUCCAGGUGCCUGGAUGACCUGGAGGGCCCCCUUUCUGCCCCCCCUGCCAGGGGCCCGGUUGUCCCCGAGUGCCCCAUCUGCGGAAAGGGCUUCAGCUCCCUCCGGAGUCGGGGCAGCCACUUGAAGCGCUGCGCUGCCAGGAUGGAGGUCCCCCCCACGCUGCUCCUUCAGGCGGUACGGCAGCAGCAACAGCAGACCUUGCUCCUUGGCCCCCCAGCCGCCCAGAGGUGAGUCCAGAGAGUCCUUCAGGGCCCAGCCUCCCUUGGAUGUGGAGUCUUGCUCAGUGAAGCUCUUCCUCCUCUUGGCCUCUUGAGUGAGCCGGGGGCCUGGGGUGCAAUUAAUGCUUCACUUGGGUAGAGGGGCUGCACCCAUUCCCCUUCUUGAGAAGACCCCCAAGUUCUGAGAGGGCAGCAUAUUUGGAGAAAACCGCUGACCUGCCUUCAGGAUUGCUCAGUGGUGCUGAAAUACUGAAGAAAUGAACCUAUGCUACCAAUUCUCGUUGUAGACCAGUAUGAAGCAAGCAGCACAUAAGCGGCACACGAAACACUACCAAACCAUUCUAUGUUCUAAAUAUUAUAUUAAUAAUCCAAAAAUUGAGAGAACAAGGUACAAGAUCUGCUACAAAAGCCACAAACAGAAAACUGAAGAAGCCCGAGACUCUUCAUGGGCGAAACAGGUGACAAACGCCGGUACCCUGUCUAAAUCUCGUGCAUAACAUCACUGACACUCCGCUUGAUCAAACUUAUCUUCGUUGAUAUCUACAGGAGCCUGGCUAAAGGAACUUUAAAGACUGAAUCUUCCUUUUGGACACAAUUUGAAUGAGUUUUCUGUUUGUGGCUUUUGUUGUAGAUCUUGUAGCUUCUUCUCUCAAUUUUUGGAUUACAGUGGUGCCUCAGGUUAAAUACUUACCAGUAAUUCAUUCCGGAGGUCCAUACUUAACCUGAAACUGUUCUUAACCUGAGGUACCACUUUUGCUAAUGGGGACUCCUGCUGCUGCCGUGCCGCCAGAGCACGAUUUAUGUUCUCAUCCUGAAGCAAAGUUCUUAACCUGAUGCACUAUUUUUGGGUUAGCGGAGUGUGUAACCUGAAGCGUAUGUAACCUGAAGUGUAUGUAACCUGAAGUACCACUGUAUUAAUAUAAGAUUUGGAACGUAGAAUGGUUUGGUAGUGUUUUGUGUGCCGCCAAUAAUAAUAAUAAUAAUAAUAAUAAUAAUAAUAAUUUAUUAUUUAUACCCCGCCCAUCUGGCUGGGCCUCCCCAGCCACUCUGGGCGGCUUCCAUAGAAACCAAAAAUACAGUAAAAUAUCACACGUUAAAAACGCUUAUGUGCUGCUUACUUCAUACUGGUCUAGUGGUGCUGAAGUGGCUUGGUCACCUUGGCUGGUGACAUCGCACUUGUCAUUGGAAGGGUCCCUCUUCUCCUUUUCCUUGGUCUUUUGGCGCUGUGGACCUUGCUGUCCUUCUGGAGCGGCCCAGGGAGGUGGGCACUGGGGACAUCCUAGGCAGCGGUUUUGCUGCUGCCUCCAGGACCAUUUUUCGAAAGUGCUUCUUGGGGAGGCACUGCUUGGUACCACGGGGCAGUUCCUGUGGCCUCCUGCUGCCCUCUUGUUCCUUUCCCUAUUUCAUGUCUGCCUGAAGCAGCUGGGAGCUGUCAUCGUCAGGAGUGAGAUCUUGCCAGUAGGUGGUUGGCACCCGCCCAGCUCUCUUGAAUCAGAAGAGGUGGUUUAGAUGCUAGAUCUGGGCUUAGAGAUGGAGCGGCCCUGCAGGGAGGGAGCUUCCUGGUCUGCAGAUAUAGGAGCACUUCCCCUCUGAAAGGCAGCCUGGUCUGUAGACAGGAGUGUUGCAGGACGCUUAGGGUGGUCCACUCAGAUUGGGGGGGGGGACAGCUGUUGCCCACUGCAGCUCCUGAGCUGGGUUAACCGACCUCUCCUGCCCCGUCCAGCGGCUCCAAGCGAAAAGGUGCCUCUUCCGCGCAACGCUUGCCGAAGAAACGCAAGGCGGUGGCCGAGGUGGAUGGAGCGACGGAGGAUCUGCUGGUUGCCAUGGCCAUGUCCCGCUCUCUCUUGGAGGAGGAGGAGAUGGGGAAGACCAAACGGCUGGCUGGGAGCAGGCAGGACACCGCUUUGCAAAGCAGGAAGCCCCGAAAAGCAGGUGAGCUCCAGGCAGGGCCCGGCGGAAGGUGACCGGCCCCCGGGGGAGGUCUCUGGUGGCUGCCUCUGGCUUCUGGGCUCAAGGCAACUCGCGGGUUCCUUCUAUGUCCUCUGGAAAUGUGCUUAUUCUGCAGCUCUCUUGAGAACCUUUUCCUUGGUGCAUCUUAUCCUGUUGAGACGCCAGGAAGAGCCCAGCGCUGAGAUGGGCUGCUUUUGGCCUGCUGUGCCAGGAAGCUGGUGGGGGGGGGGGAGGAGUGGGUUUCUGCAGCUGUUAGGUGCCUUUCAUCCCAGGCCAGAUAUUUAGCAUGUCCAUUUCCUGCAUUUAUGUCUGUGGUUGCGAUUUCUUCACUGCGGGGGUUGGACUGGAUGACCCCUGGGGUCCCUUCCGCCUCUCUGACCCUCUCCUGCCAGGAUCCUUCAAUAGAAGCUUCUCAGACAAAAUGCCCUUGUUCCCAGAGGGGGAUGUGGGGAACGGCUGUGGCCCCUGCUGCUUUGGGGCUGCUUCCUCCCGCUGCUUCUCCUCCUUGCCCUUCGGAGGCCUGGGCGGCGUUUGCUGUGGGGCAGGCAGGGGCUUCCUCCGCGGCUCUCAGCCACGUUCCCUGUGUGUUGCUUCCUAGAGAAGAAGACCCGAGCGAAGCCUCUGCCUCUGCUGCUGGCCCAGGACCCCCAGGAGGCCCGCCGGCGGAUGGAGGCUCGUGUGGCGCAGCUGCUCUCCGAAGCGGAGGAGGAGUUCCCCAGCACCCCCCAGCUCCCCCCCAGCCGACUCAUUGAGCUGUCCCGGGGAGCAGGGGGGGCCCACGGCUCUUUGUGGGAAGCCAGCUCCUUGGCAGGACUGUGUACCCCGGGCAGCUUUCAGGCCACGGACUUCGCCCGCUCUGUUUCGUUGCAGACGCCCGAGGAGGUGGGUGUCUGUGUCGGGGGGGGGGCUCCAACUCCUGCCUGCUUAUUAGGUGCUCAGUAAUCAGGCUGGCAAGGUGCAGGGGGUCUCAUCCGCACAUUGGUGUUCCUGGGACUGCUUGCUCGGGAUCCAGUCCUGGAGAGCCCUUUUGAAACGGGAGCUCCUUCUGGGCGGUUGAUCCUGGGGCUGCCCUCCCCGCAGAGCCCUGAGCAAGGGCCUCCCCCCCCCCGGAACAGCGCCGCUGAGCCCAGGGCAGUUUGUGCACAGCAGCUCUUUCAAGAGGAGGAGCGGAGGGGAGAGUCACAGGAUCCCUGUCUAGCCAGGGAGCAACGGAGCCCAGGACUCACUCCUGGGUUCUGGCACCCUGGCCCGGCCGAGGAGCUUCCCAGAAGUGCCACUGGUGGCUUCAACAUGCCCCGUUGAGGCCAGAUCUGUGUCUAUUAUUCGCCGGGGCCUCCACUUUUGCUUAAUCCUAUGCUAUUAUUACGGUCACAGACCAGUUCCGGGUCACUUACAAUAUCAGGAAAAUCAUAAAAAUAUAACAGGGAUACAUUGAAUUGCAAUUGGGUAUAACAGACAAUUCAGAUAUAGCGGCAGUUAAAAAUAUAUAUUAAAUCUUGGUCACUAAAAUAUAACCUAAAAUUAUCGUUUAAAACCUUUUGGUAAUACAGCUUGUUCCUUAAGUUUUAUGGCAGUUGCACAGAAUUUGGCCACCCUUAGCGUAAUCUCUAGAUCCUUGUCCUCUACCAGGAGUUUUAGACAUUGAAGUUCGGACCCAUUUGGAGAUUUUUGUAUAACAGGAGUGCUUCAUUCUGUUUCUCUUUCCUUCUGACUGUUCUCCUGGUUCCCAGUCUCUUCCUGCUGCUGCCUCUGGGGCAUGAGGGGGGGCCUUGGACCACGGAGGGGGUCUCAGCAGGCCCAGGAUGCUCUGCCCUGAGGUGGGGAGAAGCAGGUGACCCCCAGCCCCCUCCUCUGCUGGCUGUAGUUUCCAGGCAGAAUGGGGAGGGGAGGUGGGUGGGGUGUUUUGGACAUGAAAUGGCCCCCUUGGUUCGGGGCCAGCCUCGCUCUUCCCCUGGGUGCUCUGGGGCUGGCUGCCCACAGGCAGAUAGGAAGACGCCGCUCCCCAGCCUGAGAUCAGACACCUCCAUCCUAGGAGACUGGACAAGGGUUGAGAGAUGCCGUCCAGAAAUGGAAAAGGAGCGAGGUCCCAGCUAAAGGAGAAUGGCAACUUAAACUGGUGGAAUAUGCGCAGCUUGCAGACUCAGCACAUUGAAUAAGAGAACAAGAAGAACAUAUGUUCAAAGAGAUUGGAAAACAUUUAUUGAAUGUAUGGGAAAGACCUGUGUACAGCUGAAAACACUGGCAGCAUUUAGAUAAAUUCAACAGUGUAAAUAAGUUAUGGUUGUGAUAAUGAAAUACUGAAUGGUAUAGUUUCUGUAAAAUAUGCAGGGAUUUGGGAUAUGUAAAAUGAACCAUGGACAGAGAAGAAGGGAAGUCAUUGAUAUCUUAAAAAUGUAAAAAUGAGUACUUUAAAUUGUAAAACAGGAAAUUUAAUAAAAAUUACACACACACAAAGAGUGUGUGUGAAUGUGUCUGUGUGUGUGUGUGUGUGUACACACACACACACAGUCGUACCUUGGGUUACAGAUGCUUCAGGUUGCGUUUUUUCGGUUCAUGGACCUCUGAAACACGGAAGUACUGGAACGGGUUACUUCUAGGUUUUGGUGGUCACGCAUGCGCAGAAGCACUAAAUCGUGCUUUGCGCAUGCACAGAGGUGCUGAAUCGCAAUCCGCACGUGCACAGAUGCGCCACUGCGAGUUGUGAAUGUGCAUCCCGCAUUGAACACAUUUGCAACCCGAGCGUCCACUGUGUGUGUGUGUGUGUGUGUGUGUGUAUGUAUAUAUAUAUAUACACACACACACAUAUAUAUGGGUUGAGAGAUGGUGGGUGUUGCCAUUUGGGUUGGCUUCUGGCGUGUUGAGGCUAAACCUCAUGUCUGCACCCCAAACCUUCCCUUCCAGGGAGCCGUGCUGGGCGUGGCUUUGCCACCCCCGGGGCCCAUCGGACCGGCCGAGAGGGAGCAGGGGCCGGCUGGUGCUGUGCUUCUCCCAGGACGCGCCUCUGGAGAUUCGAGGGAGAGGCUGCCUGGCCGACCGGGCGAUGCAGAGGCGCUGCAGGACCUGGCGGAGCUGGCGGGAGAAGGGCUGACCCUCACCCAGUGGCAGCAGGAGGGGCCGGGUGAGCAAGGACUUCCUUGGGGAAAAGGGGCCGGCAGGUGCAGAACUGAGCCUGCCAAGAGGAGUCUGGGCUGCGGACGGGGGCAGAGACCUGCCUGGACCCAGAGCCGGUCGUCAGGUUACUUAUUGUGAACCUGUGUUUUUCUCUCUCUGCUCCAGGUCAAGGUUGGCUUUCUGGCGACGUUCUGCAGAGCAGUUUUCUCCAACCACUGGAGAAGCAGCUGCCCCAAAGGAGCUGUCCUCAAAUGGUAAGGUUAGAUCCCCAUGUUUGGUUGGAAGGGGGGCACUGUGUUAGCUGGGAAGCAGAGGAUCCCAAAACCCCCGGGAGGAAGCCCCCCUGAGCCCCUUGUGGAUGCGCAAGGGAAAUCUGGGUGCCUCUGCAUGGGGGGGUGGGGGGGGUUUGAGCCCCACUGCGGUCCUUCCUCAAGGUCCGUUUAGCCCCUGCUGUUUUCCAGGAAGGAGCUGGAGCAGGAGGUGGAGUGUGGCCACUCUCUCCCUCUCUCUCUCCUCUCUCUCAGCUCCUGCUGGGCUCCUUGGCUGACGCCUUCAGAGGGAUGGUGAACAACCCUCAUCUGAGUGACGUCCAGUUUCAGGUGGACACUGGGGAGCUCCUCUAUGCGCACCUGUUUGUGCUUUAUGCACGGUGCCCACAGCUGAUGGAAAUGGUAAGGACGUGCGGCUGGGGGGCACAUCACCCCAAGGGGUCUCCUUGAUUCUGGCCUGGGUUCUGGGUCUUCGGGUAUCAGGCAAGGAGCAAGACUUUGCCCUUGCCGUUUUCUCUUAAUGUUGCCUGAGAUUUGAGGAGGAAGCCCAGCCGUGUUGCCUGCCUGGGGGAGGGCGAUGGAAUCCGCUGCAGCCUUUGGGUCUUGCUGCUCCAACGCAGGAGCCACAGGAGAGGAGGGCCUGCUCCGCAGAGAACCCAGCAGCCAUGCGCUGUUGCAGGCAAGAGCUGCUUGUGCAGGAGGGCGUGUGGGGUGAGAGGAGGCAAGGAGGACCAAGGGAAGCGGGUGCCAAAAAGGGCAAGAGAGGGGGGGAGGGAUUGGAGCUUGCCUUUCAUCCAAGGAGGAAGAGAAAGCUCUCCCUGCAGGCCUGCAGCCAGGCUGCUUAGGGGCACUUUGGCAAGAGGGAAUGAUGCCCCAAUCUGCUGGCUGCUCCACAGUCCUCCGUCUCUUGCCAGGCUGGCUGCGAAGGUUUCCUCGUGGCUGAAGAAGGGGGUGCAGGGACCCGCCGGGUGCUGCUGAGCGAUGUGUCGAAGGAGGCCCUGGGCGUGUUCCUGAGCUACCUUUACACGGCUGACGUCUCCGUCCCUCGCCAUGUGCUGUCGGAAGUGGCUGCUUUGGCCAGGAGGUUGGUGGGCUCUUGCUUCCUGGUGUUUUCCUUGCUGCUGCUGGAUUGGGCCCUGCUCCCUGCUCCCUGCUCCCUGCUCCCUGCCCCCCCAGGCUGACUUCCGCUUUGACGCCUGAUGGAGACACUUUCCCCCCUCUCUUGGAAGCGCAUUUGCACGCACGUCUUUUGUUUCAGGUUUGGAGUGACGGAACUGGCUGGCGUCUGCCUUGGCUGCCAGCCUGGCCUGGGGGCUCCUGGAGCUGAAGAGGAGGCAAGAGAGGACAGAGCCGAGACCUUUGAGGGGCUCCUGAAAUCCAUGUGGCUGGACGAAGAGGAAGAAGCCUUCCUGCAGGGCGGACAGCUGGAGGAAGCCGACAGCGAGGAAGUGGGCGAGCAGGAGCUGGAGCAGAUCUAUGAGUUUGCUGCCACCCAGCGCAGAGCUGCCCAUGAUGGGCUCGUCGUCUGCAAGGGAGCCACCGACCCCAGGAAGGUGCCACGGGAGCCUGCAGAGGGCAGGGCAGCCACGGCAGAGUGGACGGGAAGCCUCUGCCCAGAACAGUCCCAGUUGCCAGCUGCUGCUGCUGCCAGUGGGCCAGGGGCCCCCCUCAGAGCUGCCUCCAGAAGAGUGCCCCAGAUGGAGGAGGAGACUUGGGAGCAGCACGAGCACUCGGCAGUCCUGUUUCCUGCCACCCGGGCUGACCGCUCUGGGCUCUCUCAGCAGAGCCGUUGUGCUGAGGAGCAGAGGGGCAGUGCAGCCAGCCCAGGCCCUGCAUCUCAGGGAUUUCCCGGCCUCCUCCAGGGGCCACCGAGGGACCUCUUGCCCCUGGGAUCUUCCUCUCCCAAACGGAGGCCGGCAUCACCCACCGGCCCCUUGGCCCUCCUCUCUCUGAGCACUCGGGGCCUGUUCUCUCCCCCUCCGAACAGCGAGUUGGAGCGGCCUGCGCGGAACAAGACCCCAGGUCCUGGCUGCAGCCCAGGCGGCCGUGGGGCCUCGGAGGGCAGCCCCAUUGUGCUCUUGGAUUCUGAUGAAGAGGCAGAGCUUGCCGGAGCGGCCCUCUCUGGGCCACGCACAGGGGCCUCGCAGUGUCAGUCGAGCCAAGGGGGGGCAGAUGUUUCCAGUGGGCAGAGGCCGUCCCUGCCACCCGCCCGUGAGGUGGGUCCUGGGGAGUUUUGGGACGCUGGUGGAGGAAGUCCUCUGCUUCUGAGGCUGGCCAGCAAUGGAGAAGAGAGCUGGGAAGAGGCCUCCAGUUGGAGAGUGCCAGACACUCCUCUGCUGGGCGGGUGCAGCUCCACCUUGGCCCCUGGGACUGAGGAGCAGGGGUCUAAAGGGGCUGGAGAGAGCCCACCCGCCUACAGAUCCGCUACCAGGCUGCCUCUGCUGGGACCCCCGCCUGCCCGGAAGAAGUCUGCCAGCAGCCCCGUGGUGGUCGUGGGCGACAGCAAAGAGGAACUCGAUUCAGCAGCCCCUUGGCCCCAGAGCGGCCCCCUUGUGCCUGGGGAGGACUCCCUGUGUCGCUCGGAGGAAGGGGACAGCCUUCUUUUUCUGACAGCAAAUGCCCCAACCCCACUGAGGACUCCGCCAGCUAGGAGUCCCACGACUGGGGGAGCAGCUGCCCCCCACUUCGGAGAGAGGGGUGCUUCAACAGGAGAAGACUCUGAUAGCAGUGAGGUCUUUCCUCUGACCCAGAGAACGCCUGGUAAGUGGCCGCUCUGGGCCCGGGGGGAGCAGAGGGUGGGGAGCACUUGGCAUGGGGCUCUGGGCUUGUGCUGUGUGGCACUGGCUCUCUGGCCACUUGGCAAAGCCCCUUUGGCCCUGCUGGUCACCUUCCACUCGCCGGGCAGCCCAGCUAAACCUCCUGAGGGCUGCGCCCACCUUGCUCUGUUCCAGAUCUUGCCUUUGAGACCGGGAGCGAGACGCCGAAGGCAGCUCCGCCCACCCCAAUGCCAUCUUACUCCGUCAUGGAGACCCCAAAGCUGAAGAAGGAGCUGCACAGGUGGGUGCUGUCGGGGGGCGGGGGACAGGCUCCUCCGGCAGGGAGAGGAAGGCUGCAGCGUUUGCCCCUGUGACCGCUUGUCUCUUGUUUCUUCUCAGGUUUGGAGUCCGUGCUCUCCCAAAGCGGAAGAUGAUCUUGAAGCUGAAGGAGAUAUUUCAGUACACUCACCAAGGGGCCAGAGCCAACCCCCAGGAACAGGCAGCUGUGGCCUCCCAGCUGGCCUUGCCCCACAGCCCAGCCCAGCCGGUCCCGAGGAAGCGAAGGCUGGCCGUCGCCUCCAGCCCCGUUGGCAAGCGCCUGCCCGGAUCUGGGGGAAGCCAGGCUGUCGGCGGCUUCAGGGAUCCUUCUGGCGGAGGUCGUGAGGGGCUUGAGCCCCCCACUUCAGGGCCGCUGCAGGGGACAGCCUCGCUUCCCACAGGAUUUCCCCGUGGAGGAAGCACCAAGGACGCGGCGCCCACGGCCUCCCAGGAAUCGACUGCAUCUUCAGGGACUGGCAGUGAUGUGUCCGUAGCCUCCCAGAGGUAGGAGGCUGGCUGGGGGUGGCAUGCUCCUUUCUGCUGGUUCCCUCUGGCCAGAAAAGGCCACUGAACACAGCUGCCCAGACAAUGGCCAGGCUGCCAAAACCCAAACCCAGCCUUUCUCACCCCUUGAAACUGUGUCCUGUCCCUCUGUCUCCACAUAAUCUGCUCAGUGGGAAUUUGCUCAGGAGCUGAAACCAGCCCACCCCCCAUCCCUCUGCUCUUCUGCCCUCUCUUGAGUUUUCAUAGCAGCCUUGGCUCACUGCCUAACAUCGCUGUCCCAGGUGGAAUCAGGGCUUCUUUAGAAACACAGCAAGAGCAGAGAGACUUAGGAAGUGGAUUUGUGUGCCCAGAGCCAGGCUGGAGUGGUUUUCCAAUGGUGCUUAGGCAGGCCGUUACUUUUGCUGCAACAGGGUUUGGGAAGGGCAGGGCAGAACACCUUCUUUGCAUGCAGAAGGCCCCACAUUCAGUCCUUUGCAUCUUGUUCUGUCUUGGUAAGAACUCCAAUCCUUUAGCGUGGCUCCACCUACACUUUGGAACUCCCUGCCACUGGACACAAGGCAAGCACCUUCACUGUCCUCUUUUUGGCACCUGCUAAAAACGGUCCUCUUUAGAUGAGCCUGUCUGGACAUGCAGAAUAGGGGCGUGUGCUUAAAUUUGGUUUUAGUUUAUUGAAUGUUUUACUUGUAAUGUUAUUGUUUUGUUUACCGUUUACUGGUAAUUUUAUUGUUUUAUUUUGUUUAAAAAAACUUUAAACCUCAAAGUGGUUUACAGUCUAGUGAUGUAUACAUUUUAUGAAAUGAGUAAAUACCUGGAAACCUGCUUCCCAGUCUGCUAAAUUGCCAACAAUCUGCCUCCUAUGUUUUCUCCUUGUGUGGCGCCUGGUCCUCUGGCCAGAGCAGCGGUGUGUCCCUGACUCCUCGCAAAGGGCCAGUGAAGGGAAGAGCUUCUGACCCUCCCUCUCUCUCUCUCUCUCUCUCAGCUCUUCUUCAAUGGAGUUUGGCUCGCUGGUCGAGGAGGAAGAGGAGGAGCCCGUCCCGGCUUCUCAGGCUGCAGCCCGCGAGGCACACAAACUAGAAGCCUUGCGUCGCCACCUCACCUCCAAGCCAGCUCUUUGGCGCCAAAUCCUCCUGUACCAGCCCAUUGAGUUGGCUGGGCUGCAGGCAGAACUGAAGGAAAGCGGCGUCAAGAUUGCGAUGGGCAGGCUGAUGGACUUCCUCGACGCGCACUGCAUUACCUUCACGACUGCAGAAGCCCGGAGGGAGAAGCAACGGCACUCCAAAAAGCGGAGACGGCGGUUCUGAGGAGUUUCUAUGGGCCUUGAUGGUGAAUCCGCCGGUGCUUUGCCCACUCAGCUGCCUCUUAUCACUUCCGUGUGUGUGUGAUUUUUCUUUGACUGGAAGAGCUGUGGCAAAGACAUGACUAAGCCUUCUGCUUAGAUGAUGCACUCGGACUGAACUGUGCUCCACCAUGGGAGAAAACAGCUUCUUUGGUGGCUGUCAGCUCAAAUCUGUACAGAGCAGGUCCCUGGAGCGGCUUGAGGGGGAGCGAAGAGAGACGCUGAAACACACGGCAGUUGCUUCAGGGCCUCCUCAUUGCAGGUGCAGCUGCCGCCGCGUCUCGGCCUGUGUUCGCUGGCCAAGAUUAUGGGUUGUUAGGUGUGGCUCACCUUGAGCAUCCCUCUGUACCCGUUGAUCUGUGCCAACCAUUAAACAUGUGGGUGUAACAUGCCUGUGUAAUAAAUAUGUUUCACUA